Molecule: messenger RNA, 1112 nt
Organism: Photinus pyralis (common eastern firefly)
Lineage: Eukaryota; Metazoa; Arthropoda; Insecta; Coleoptera; Lampyridae
Product: 15-hydroxyprostaglandin dehydrogenase [NAD(+)]-like
Exons: 5
Coding region: 102-971 (289 amino acids)
Cellular component (GO): cytoplasm
Molecular function (GO): oxidoreductase activity, acting on the CH-OH group of donors, NAD or NADP as acceptor
Source: RefSeq, a predicted model, not a curated record
AUGAGUUUGAAUGGCAUAUAAAUCCAUCGGUUACAGGGUCUCGUCCUGAGGUCGUUCCUUUUAUACGUCGUAACCGCAGAAAUCGACAUAGAAACGCGGAAAUGAUAGCACUGAAGUUACUGUUGCUGUUAGCCACCUGUGCAGGGGCUGAAAAACUUACGAACGUCAAGGGGCAAGUUGCUUUGGUAACUGGUGGCGCGCAAGGAAUCGGUUACGCAGCCGUCGAGGCGCUUUUGCAUGCCGGGAUUAGGGGGGUGACUAUAGUCGACUUAAAUAUUACGAAAGGGAAAACCGCCGCAAGAGCUUUAAACUUGAAGAAUGGUAGCGGUAGGGUGGUAUUUAUACCUGCGGAUGUUUCGAACGAAAGCCAACUUGAAGAUGCAUUUAAAAUUUCCCUACAACACUGGAAAGGUUUAGACAUUGUCGUCAACAACGCGGGGACUAGCAAUGAGACCAACUGGAAGGCUGCAAUCAACACCAACGUCGUUGGCACCUUGCAAGGCACUUUUUUGGGUUUUAGGUACAUGAGCAAAGGUAAAGGAGGAAAAGGUGGCGUAAUAGUCAAUGUGGCGUCGAUUGCCGCAUUGGGCAAUGAAUUCUACAUUAGUCCCGUCUAUUCUGCUACUAAAAGCUUCAUUUUGGGACUAGGGCGUACACUGGGGCACCAAGUCUACUACGAUUACAACGAAGUGCGCAUUGUUACCGUUUGCCCUGGCCUGACACGCUCCGACCUUGUCAGUGGAGACAGCAUAAAGUCCCGAAUGUCAAAUGCACUUGUUCCUAAUCUUCCAGAUAUCGCUGUGAAAGCUGUAGCAAAUGGUGUUUUUCAGUCGUCGCGGAAUGUGGGUGAAGGUAUACGAAUGGUAAUCGAAGAUGGGAGCAAUGGAAGCGUCUGGGUCAUCGAAGAUGAUGAGCCACCUUAUGAGGUUGAUUUUCCUGACAGGAAAGCCAUGCGAAAAAAGGACCCGUAGCUUCUUUACACUUGGUCAAAUUGUAGUUGAUGUUGUGGCAACUUGAAGAUAGCGGAACUGUUACUCAAAAACUUAAAAUAAAUAGUGUCAAGUACAGUGUUUUAAUUGUCAAACUUGAUACGCCACUGGAAAACAGCACGC